AAUUCAAGUGUUGUGCAAAGAUUCCAGGCGCUUUGCUCGAUCAAGCACGUUUAACGUUUUCCUUUCUUUUUCCAAGUCCUUGAGAUAACUACCAAAUUCAAGAAUCCCCCUCUUCGACACUUGCUCAUUACAAGAGUGAAUACACAAACCAAGGCAAGGAGAUAAAGAAAAUAAUACUGUGGAUCAAGAUGGCGGCACCCUCCCUCCCCUCCAAAUACAAAGCCGUCAUAUAUGACAAACCAGGCACAAUAUCCACGGCGGUAACCACGCUCGACAUGCCUUCGCCCGGGCAAGGCGAGGUCCUCGUCAAGCUAACGCACUCGGGCGUGUGUCACUCUGACCUCGCCGUCAUGACGAACGGGUGGAAGUCAUUGCCGUUUGGCACGCAAGCGGGACAAGUUGGUGGGCACGAGGGCGUGGGAACGAUUGUGCAGAUGGGACCCGGGACGGAUAAUGCUAGUGUCAAACUGGGGCAAAGAGUGGGAAUCAAGUGGGUUUCUGGUAUAUGCGAAGCAUGCGAGGCGUGCAGGGCAGGCUUCGAUGCUGCAUGCUUCAAUGCGAAAAUCUCGGGAUACUACACCCCAGGAACCUUUCAGCAGUACGCCCUCGCCCCCGCAAAUUACGUCACACCCAUUCCUGAUGCCCUCGCUUCCGACGCUGCCGCGCCGCUACUCUGCGCCGGCGUGACCGUGUACUCAGCACUGCGCAAAACCAAUGCAGAGUCCGGAAAUUGGGUGGUGAUUUCCGGCGCCGGGGGCGGACUGGGCCAUCUCGCUGUGCAGUUCAGUGCGCGGGGCAUAGGGCACCGCGUCAUUGGCGUGGAUCACAGCAGCAAGAAAGACCUCGUCAUGAAAAGCGGAGCCGAGCACUUUGUUGCUAUAGACGGCGGCCAGGACGUUGUCGAGACUGUGAAAUCGCUGACCAAUGGACUUGGCGCUCACGCCGUCGUCGUCUGCGCUGGUAGCAACGCUGCGUAUGCACAGUCAGCAGAAAUGCUGCGAUUCGGUGGCCGUGUUGUCUGUGUUGGUUUGGUAGAGGGAGAGGAUGCGCCGAUUAAGAGCGCGGUUCCUAGCCUGAUGAUCGGCAAGUCGUUGCAGGUUGUAGGGUCAGCGGUAGGGAACAGGAAGGAGGCGAUUGAGACCAUGGAGUUCGCGGCUAGGGGUAUCGUCAAGUCUCAUUUCAGAAUUGAGAAGAUGGACAAGUUGACAGAUGUAUUCAAGGAAAUGCAUGAGGGCAAGCUCCAGGGCAGGGUUGUGCUGGAUUUGCAGGAUUAGAAUCGGGAUGCAGACCUGAUGUUAGUAUGCUAUAGUUGUAGAUAUAAUUUUGAUAGUCAGUGGAAACUGGACUCGAUGUUGUAUCGUGUAAU
This is a messenger RNA of Bipolaris maydis ATCC 48331, 1366 nucleotides long. Its product is annotated as chaperonin 10-like protein. NCBI's taxonomy places the organism in Eukaryota, Fungi, Ascomycota, Dothideomycetes, Pleosporales, Pleosporaceae. The record is from RefSeq and is a predicted model, not a curated record. Gene Ontology annotation, cellular component: cytoplasm. Gene Ontology annotation, molecular function: alcohol dehydrogenase (NAD+) activity.